This is a messenger RNA of Haplochromis burtoni (Burton's mouthbrooder), 4881 nucleotides long. RefSeq names its product ras-related protein Rab-26. Gene Ontology annotation, molecular function: GTP binding; GTPase activity. Gene Ontology annotation, cellular component: Golgi apparatus; endosome. The transcript is spliced from 8 exons. NCBI's taxonomy places the organism in Eukaryota, Metazoa, Chordata, Actinopteri, Cichliformes, Cichlidae. The coding region runs from base 416 to 1102 and encodes 228 amino acids. The record is from RefSeq and is a predicted model, not a curated record.
GCAUAAUUUGAAAGUGUGUGGAUUUAUUUUCUCUUUAUUUUUUGUUUUGGUGUGGAUUUUCCACAGAACCAUGCCUUCUCCCGCUCCCAACAUCACGUUACGAGAGAACGGGAGAGAGAGGCGGGAGGGAGAGCGAGAGAGGGUGCUGUUUACAUUGUGAGCAGACCUCAGAUUUACAGUCAUCCAGCUGCACCGCGGAGACAACAGCUGCCUCUAUUUAAAGGACAGUUUUUCCGUUUUGUUGUCACUUGCCAAUUUAGGCUUUACGCACAGUCAUGAUUUUGACGCACAGGUGAACUUACCUCACCUCAACGCACCCCGAUCAGAACUCAAAAAAGGAGAAAAGAAAAGUGUCCAGUUCACACUCUCCUCCUCCUCGUUUUUCCUUUUUUAAGUGGAGCAGGUCGUCAGAGUCAUGUCCAGGAAGAAGACAGCGAAAGGCAAAGGGAGCUCCAAGAGCCCCAAGGCAUCUCCGAGCAGCGGGAGGACGGGGAAAGGUUUGACCGCAGCUGCUGCUCCGUCCUCCGGGCUGGUCUAUCCCAGCAGACCAUCCAUCAGCAACAGCGGAGAGUUUUAUGACAUCGCCUUCAAGGUGAUGCUCGUGGGGGACUCAGGCGUGGGAAAGACUUGUCUGCUGGUUCGCUUCAAAGAUGGAGCCUUUCUGGCUGGGAGCUUCAUCUCCACCGUGGGCAUUGAUUUCAGGAAUAAAGUUAUGACCAUUGAUGCUGUGAAGGUCAAACUGCAGAUAUGGGACACUGCUGGUCAGGAGCGUUUUCGGAGUGUCACUCACGCUUACUAUCGUGAUGCUCACGCUCUGCUGCUUCUGUACGACGUCACCAACAAAGCAUCCUUCGAUAACAUCAGGGCUGACGUGACACAUGACAGGGUGGUGAAGCGAGAAGAGGGGGAGAAACUGGCAAAGGAAUUUGGAGUGCCGUUUAUGGAGACAAGUGCAAAAUCUGGACUGAAUGUCGAGCUGGCGUUCACUGCUGUGGCCAGGGAACUGAAGCACAGGACCAUGAAGGAACCCGAUGAGCCAAAGUUUCAGCUGCAGGAGUACGUCGACAAAGAAAUGAGGACCGCUGGCUGCUGCCGCUCAUAGACCACAUCCUACUUGUGUGUGUGUGCGUGUGUGUGUGUGUGUGUGUGCGUGUGUGUGUAUUUGUGCAAGAGAGAGAGAAAGACAGCAGGUGCACUCUCUUACACUAUGUAAUAAGUCUGAGUUGGUGUACCUGGAAAUGGCCUGAAAUUCUCAAUGUUUAUAUUUCUCUGCGGCCAAUACGCUCUCUCUCCCGACCCACCUUCCCUCUGCGACUGUGAAUGUAAUAUAAUUCCUGUCUCCAAGCUUGCACAUACACAUGCAUGUCUGCGCACAGACGCUAUGUUUGUAAUCCCGUUUAAUCCAUUCUGUGCCAGUUUCCAUGAGUGAUGUAAAUAUUUAAAUGUAAUUUUAAUUUUGUGCUCUGGAAGCUUUGUUGUUUAUAGAUGCCUGUCUUAUUAAAAGAAACUCUACAGAUGUAACAAGGCUGAAUAUUAAAUCAGUCUGACUAGAAUAACAGAAACCAAUUUGUACAAACCGCCAUUGCACAUAAUGUAAGCUGUCAUUCUGCACUACAGUACAUGCUGUUUAUGUACAGGAUACCAUAUAAUAACGGUUUUAAUAACACUGAUGUGUCUGUGACCCACUCGAGCUAGCGACCUUUUGUACACAGUUUGAUGUUAGAACUGUGUGAUAUAUUUCUAACAUGACUAAAUCUCCAGCAGUGAUCAAUGUAUACAAUAACACAAUCAGCAAAGGACAGCAGACCUACAAUGGGAAAUGUAUCUUCCUGAGAAAUGAUGGAGUUGUUCCAGAAAAAUCAUUUUCUAGAUGUUGCUCUGUUUUCAGGAAAUUAAAGAAAAGGACAAACGCUUUUUACAACAAAAAACAACUGCAUUUGUGUGAAGUCUGCUGUUAACCUGCAUAGCAAAAAGAAAACAUUACAAAAAACAGUUGAAUAUUGGGUGUGAAAAGCGUAUUUGCCAUCGCAUAUUUCUUCCCCAAACCUUGAACGGGACCUUACACAUAUAGUUUUGUGCAAAAGCCUUGAUGCACCACUCAAUUCUUUACAUUUUGUUAGGAAAAUGUGAAACAGCUGCAGUGAUUUAUUGAAAUGUGUGCAAAGAUACAUGGAAAUAUCAACACAUAAGGCAAAAACAGAGUUUUUGAAAUUCCCAGCAGCAUAUUUGAUAUGACUCUCUUUCUUGUAAUUUCUUUAAAUAAUCUUCUCUAAUAGUUCUUCAGGUUUUUUUUGAAGGACAAAUGUUGGCUGCCUUUUGUUCCCACAUUGAUGAUCCCAUAUUGCUUCAGUGAUGUUGAGAUCCGGGAUCUAGGGAGGCCUGUCCAUGACUGAUAGCAUUCAACUGUGUGUUGUUCUGUCCCAGUAUGCCUUUACUGCUCAAAAACGAAGCUGUUGCCAAUCAGACACUUUCCAGAUGAAGUAGCACAUGAUUGUGGUACUUUUCUUUAUUCUUAACUCAUAAUUCCACCAGUUUUAACAAGGACAGCAUCAAGCAAUGCAAUUGUACCUCUAUCCUGACCUCCAUAAGUAUUGAUAAUGAAGUUUCAAUUUUGGAUUAUGUCUCCUUAAAACCCAUUGCCAGUCCUUUAAAUCGACUUCUUUACAGCCACCCUGUUUCUACUAGUGAGUGUAAGUAAGUGCCUGAAGAUACAAUUUAAAAUGAGUUAUUUGCUAAGCAAUGUCUGUUAUAUGUAGACAAAACACUAAUUGAUCCCUUGAGUUUUGGUGCCUUUUUGUUUCUUUAUCUCUGAUUCAUAGGUCAGUGUUGGGUGGCUUAACAAACCAAAAAACAGAAUUUGUCAGAAAAUUGCCAAUUACAAGGAUGGGACUGAAAAUGAGUGAACAAGCAGCCAAUGUCCAGAAAAAAAUUGGAAAUACAUUUUGAAACCCGGUUGCUCAAGAACAUUUAAAGAAGUGGAAACAAAAUAUAAAGAAAUGAGGAGUGUUUUGUAAAGCUACUGUAAGAACAUCUAUGAAUUAAAAUGUAGAGAUCUGGAAUUGGUCCCGUGUAACUCAGACUCCUCUCAUGGAGUUUUAUGUAUCUUUGUAUCAUAUGUCCAGGUCUUCAUCAAGCAAAGGAAAUGAUCACAGCGAUUGACCCAACUUAAAAACAAUAUAUAGAUUUUGAUGUUUCAUUCUAUUUAUUUAUGAAAAACUUAAUGUGUGGUUGAAAGUUUUAAACAGAGAUUUUCUUUAGUGAGCCUUUCUGAUUAGAAGAUGCAUAUCGCUGUUGAGAGAAAAGGUUUUCAUUGCGCGUAUUUUUUUCCACAAAAACACAACAUCAUGGGGCCAGAUAUAUAACACUGAAUACUCAUGACUAAAGCUGUUUGUAUGCACAAAGGAAGGUUAGGGAAAAUGUGCACAUUCUUUUUUUUGUCAAAUAUAUAAAACUGUGUUGUUGUUGUUGUUUUUCUUUCUCUUUUUUUGGUUUAUUAAAGCUCAAUUUUUGCCAUUCCUAUUUUUACCAAUUAGUGGAAGUACACACUCCCUUGUUAUGGUAUCAUUACAACAUGAGCAAACAAGAACCACAGCUUCACUCGGUAUAUAACUGGGAAGGUUAUUGGAGAGCGGGAGAAAGGGAAAUGUGUAAUUGUUGAUCUCAGGUUCAUGAUCAGGAGAAAAACUAGUAAGGAAAGAAGCAGUGGAGGCUACUAACUAUAUAAAUUCAAAGAAAAACACCAUGGCAGAAAUGCUGUACUACAAGGGCAUCAGUUCUUGCAAGAAAAACACAUUUAUAUGCAGAGCCACAUCUUUUUAUAGCUCCGACAAUUACCAUAAGUAAUAAAAAAAGGCUUGGUAAAAUUUAGUGCACAUCAAAUUAUUGUCACUGAAGUCUAUGAGUAGCGAACUGUUGUGUUAUGUGUUAAGUUUCCCUGACCUUUUUCCCACACUAUCACGUGGGGCUCCGCUCUAAUACAAACCAUACCACUUUAUGUGUGGCGAAAACCGUAUACGUGUUUUUUAAUGCACACAUUCUGUUUAUACAUCCAGCCCCUGGUUUCAUUUUACCACAGUGCGCAAAAUUUUCAAAGCAAAAUGAACUUACAGCAGAGUCGUAUAAUCUAGAACAGUGAACCACAGGGGGGCGUUUAAAUCUUCGAUGACAGCUUGCUUACGUUUUUUUCUAUUUUCUCUGCAGUUAUUGGUAGAAAGCCAUUAUUUUUCCAGGUGUUUUAUCAAAGAUGGUUUCAUACAGAUUUCUGCCAAUGUUGUAAACUCUAUCAACUAGUACUAUAAAGCAUAAGUAAGGAUUUUACAGUGAAGUACACAUUUUUAGAAUGAAUCAGUUCUCAUAAAUUUAUUGUUAACUUGUAAUCUGUAUACUGUAUCUUAACUGAGGUUAUUUGUAUUGUAUCGAUCUUUUGUGUUGACUAAUAAAGAAUCUAUCAUAAAAAUGAAUGCAUUUUUGUGGAUCUUUAGCUCCAUCAUCUGGUACUAACCUGUGAUUACAUUUGCUGUAACCAACUGUUUUUACCUACACUGUGAUGGACCGAGUUGAAAAACAGGAGGAGCCCAGGAAUUAUUAGAAAAAUAUAGUUUCCAUUUAUUUAACCCCCAAAAAUUAUAUUUACAAGACUAAUAAAUGUUGAGCUCAUAAAAGAGGUCAAAGAAACAAAACUGAACUCCGGCAACGACUGCAACCUUAACAAACCAACUGACUGCCCAAACAUACAUAAUUGACCUAAACAUGAAAUGACAUACAAGGGUAUAUAUAAUGGCUGAUCAGACCAUUGUGACACAUGAGGGGUAACAAACAAACACAAUCAUAAAUCACAAACGAUGCAGUACAAUCUGGUUUGUUAAUAAACUAAACACUAAA